CUGUAUGUUGUGUGCUCCUAAGCUAAAACUGGCAGGCCAGCUUGUUAUGUAUGCCAGCCUCCAGAUAGGUUUAAUAUCUUGAAAUAAGCAAAUAGAACUCAUUUUUAAGGGAGUGAUGAAACAUGAACCACUAAACAGUGCCUUCUUAUUUGCAAAAUACAUUACAAUCAAAAAGAAAAAAUACUCAAUAUUCUGUUUCUCGUUACAGUUUGAAGGCUGCAAGAAAGCAUUCUCUAGGCUUGAAAACCUGAAGAUUCACUUACGGAGUCACACAGGAGAAAAGCCUUAUCUGUGCCAGCAUCCUGGCUGUCAAAAGGCCUUCAGCAACUCCAGCGAUCGUGCCAAGCAUCAAAGGACACACCUGGAUACCAAACCCUAUGCCUGUCAGAUUCCAGGAUGCAAUAAGCGCUAUACAGACCCAAGUUCAUUACGAAAGCAUGUAAAAGCCCAUUCUUCCAAAGACCAGCAGGCCAGGAAAAAGUUACGCCCAAGGACAGAGCUUGACCAAGAAGUUCUCAAUGAAUGUCUCACUAUUCAACCCCUUCAGCCAGCAAUUUCUCCACAAGAUCCUACAGAGAAUUCCAUAGGAAAGUCACCUGGCCCUGUACAUGAUGUGUACCCAGCUACCCUGUUCUCCAGUUCUCAUUCAAGUAGAAGUGGAACUGCUGGUGGGAAUGUUCCUCAGUCUCAGCCUCUUGGUUCCAGCCAUCCUUCUCCAGGGAGUAACUUGCAGUCCAGUCCUCAUAACCCCUCAUCCCAGCUACCUCCUCUCACACCUAUGGAAACAGGCUCUGACAGAUUUUCACCUCAUCAUCUGAGUCCAAGGAGAAUGAAUGCUUCCUUAAAUAUAAUGCAGAGGCGAACUCCACAGCCCCUUCCAGGGCAGACAACAGGGGCAAAUUACUCAAAGACAUACCCAAUAGUAAAUGCCUCAGUGCAGCAAAAUGGCCUUUAUGUGCAAGGAAUUUAUGGCCAGCUGCAGACAUUUUGCUCUCCACAUUUCAGUGAUCCGCAGCGGAACAUGCAGCAUAGCAGCGCAUGCAGUAUGAUGCCUCCCUUUGAAGAAUGUUUGCCUCACAAUGGUGGGAACAAAUCAGAUUUUGAUGCAUUUCACAGGGCAUUUACCUCCCAGUCAGGUAUUGCAGUUUACGAUUUUCCAAGUGGCUCAGCUGGGCUUUUUGGUGACUCCCAACGAAAUAAUGCAGACGAUACUAGCUUCCUACAGAUUAACAUCAUUGACCGCUGUCCUAGCCAGCUGUCAUCUGUUUACACAGAGGGAUGAGAUCAGUUCUACUACAUCUUUACCAAGGGUGACAAUCCACUGGGCACAUCAUCACCAGAAAGUAAUUCAUGUGAAUUGAACUAUCCCACUCAAAGAGAAAGAAUAUUGGAGUCUUGAAAGUAUGCUUUUAAAGUGCAAAAUGCAUUUAGUUCAUUUAGUACAUGCACUAAGAUAACCCAAAAUGUUCAUGGAACAGAUUGUGUAGAAGUCUGUCAACUUCAGAACUGGAAUUUAAACAAAAGUAUACUAAAAGAAUUUGAAGGCUAACAUUGCUGAUCAUUCUUUCCAAGAAUGCUUCCUGGCAAUUACUGUGAUCCCAACACCCAAAGCAACACCCCAGGACCAGUAUGCAGACCAGGAGUUCUGACUUCACAUUGACUUUCUAAUCUGUCUGUUUGUCCUUAGUCAAUGGCUUAAUGUACUUAAAUCAAAGACAGGCAGGAACUGGCAUCCUUGGAAGAAGGACAACAUUGGCAGCCUAUACAUUUCUCAGUAUAAGUUUCCUAUAAAGUGUGUCUACAGUUUAAACGUUGUGUUGGUGUUGGAUACAGUAUGGAAGUUAGAAUGCCUGUCAGGAAUCUAUUUCCAAAAAUCGGGAUAUGAAAAUCUAAUCGUACAAAAAGGUAUCCAGUUAUAUAAUAUUAACAGCACCAUUUGUUAAUCAACUCAAAAGGGGAAAGAAGGUUUAAGGGUUUGUAAUAGUAGUUCAGCAAACAAGAAAAAUAAAUAAAAACUUUACAUCUUUUUAUAAUUAAAGCCCUUAGCGGAUGUACAUGCAAAAUACACUUUUGGCUAUAGGUUAUACGUAUACUGGAGGGGAUCUGUUAACCUUCUUUCUCUAUUUAGGUUUGUAUUUCUCUAUUUGUACUGGUGACCAUUGUCUACUAGGAGUAAAAAUUUUGGGGCAUCCAAAAUAUUUAGAGAUUGCACUAAAGCAGGAAUGAAGGGACAUUUUCCAAUGGUGACAUUUUGUCUAAUGAAUAUUGUCUAAGAGGCAAUUUAAAGAGAUUUUUCUUACUAUUGGUUGUAUUACCAUUACAGAAAGUAAAGGGAAAUGUUUCCAACAGUGAACAAAAAAAAACUGACAGAGGUUCUAAACUUUUUCUGCUCUAUCCAAAACCAAAAAAAUAAAAGUUUUGACUAUAUAUAAUUUGCACACAAGUUUCACAGCAUACGUCAACAUGACUUUAAAUAAAGUAGUUCUAGCAGAACCUAUUACAGUAUGAACAGGCUUUACACAAUCAGAAAUUUGUAUGUCUAUGUAGCAUGAAAACAGAUUAUAAUUGUAAUACACAAACCAUGUAACCCUCUUGCUUUUUUACAUUGUCUUUGGUAUAUAUAUAUAUGGGAUUUUGCUGAUAUCUGCAAGCAGAAAACAUGAUACAUACACCUGUAGUGUAGAAUAGUACAUCUUAUGUUGUACUUAUGUUUGGUUGAAUUUCUUUGAAUGGAUUAGGAGGACAUAGUGUAGGUGGGCUAGGGGGGUUAAGGUAGCUAAUUCAGUAUUGCAGUGCUUGUGAGAGUAGGUCUCCUGAAUUAAAUGCCAGAUUUUUUUACAAACUUAAACUUUUCAAGUGCAGUAUACCAUACUCUGUGGGCAACAGUUAUUCUCCCAAGCACUCAGAUCUAGUGUCUUUAUGAUGUGCGGUUGGCUGUGAGAAAUUGCAAAGAAAUAUAAGACGUUUUCAAAACAUUACAAUUACACUAAUUAUGUCUAACUGGACAUAAUAAUAUAGUAAAUUGCACUUAGGUGAGUGAAGGAAAAUAUUUAGACUGGCUUGUACUAGCUAAAUGCCUUGGUUUACGUUUUUAUCUUCCUUUUUAUAUGUUAUCUAUCCCUUUCCCCUUCUCAUUCUAUGGAUCUUGCUGAGAGAAAUAUCAAAUGUGACACAAGCUAUUUUUAAGGAAGCUGUAAGAAGUACACAUGUGGAAACACUGAUUGUAAGGACGUAACUCAUCUGCAGGCUAUGAUUGUUUCCUGGAGCAUGUCAUCAGUCUUCCACAGCUUUUAUAGUAUGUUCCCAUUCUUUGACAAUAUCUUGUAUAGGGAUGAGCUUGGGUUCUGUCAGAACAUGAGUUUGGACAAAAACUAAUCUCAUCUUUACUUUUGUAGCAGGUAUGCCGUUAUUGACCAUCUCCUGUAAUAUGCCUGUAGUCUCCAUCUUCUGUUGGAUUUCUACAGUCUGAUAGCUUUCUGUAGCAUUACAUUCACUGAAUAUUAUGUGGUGGUGUCAUUGGCCACACCUGAGGCCCCCUAUAUCAAGUACACUUACUACUGCUGAUCCUCUGUUAGGAAUGCUAGAACAUUUACUUGCCCGUAGAUGGAUGUUUUAACAAAGGUUCUCCUCAACUACCACAACAUCUUAGUAUAAUGUCAGUUAUUGACAAUACGUGUUUCCUAUUGCUAUCCAACAAAACACAGCAACAGUGCUGUCAACAUGUUUCUCAAUGUAUAUUUAUUUAUAAUUCUUUGUAUCCAGAUUCUACAGACUUCAUUAGGCUGGCCAUACACAGAGCAAAUUUAUUUUCUACAACCAUAAGUUGCACGAAAAAAAAUAGCUUGAUUCCCUCAUCAACACAGACAGUUUUGAUGCAGGAAUCCCUCCUGCUGGGCCAUUGUCUUCUCCUGGCAAGGGAAGCUGUCCCCACUGGGAGAAGACAUUAAUUUUUGCUAACGGCUAUAGAAGCCGCUAGUGAUAAUCACAGGUAAAACCCGGCAUGCUGGUUGUACCCAUGGUUCGAAUGCCGGACGUUUCCUGCUGAACCAUCCAAGAUUCGAACCAUGUAUGGCUUGCCUUACAGGGUCAGUGUGAGCAUACUUCCUGAGGUUCUGCGUAACUUCUUAUUUUGUUCAUUGCUGCAUUAUCAGUCACUUGCAAACCUAUAUAACAGGCUGAUUAUGAUUGUUGGCUAUAAGAUACUUUAAGAUACUUCUUAAUAUUUAGCUUUUUUUUUUCCCUUAGGCUGUGGGUUUGUGAGUUGUAGCAUAGAAAAUGAAAUGGGUAUUCCAGCUCUACCAGCAGAUAUUUUCCAAGACCACCAGAUUAAAGACAAAAGGGAGUAGAGUAAUUACUGAACAGCAGCUAUGCCUGAAUUAAAAACUGAUAUACAAAGCAGAUAGGGAAAUAUUCAGUAAAAGACGCUGACCUCUCACAGCCAUAACAUUGGUUCAAAAUGAGUAUCCUAUUGUCAUUCAUAGUGAACCAGAAAAUUGCAUUAAAAUAAGUUGUGUAACACUCUAUAUCUGUUUGUUAAAGUGAACCUUAAACUUCCUUGUUAUACAGAAAUUAAUUACAAGGUGACACAUCAGUCAGUGCUGUAUACUCUUCAAUCCUGGGAGCCCUAUCAAACUUGCUUUAUUUGACCUA
Messenger RNA from Rana temporaria (common frog), 4650 nucleotides. Its product is annotated as zinc finger protein GLIS3-like. The coding region runs from base 116 to 1282 and encodes 388 amino acids. Gene Ontology annotation, cellular component: nucleus. The transcript has 7 exons. Lineage: Eukaryota; Metazoa; Chordata; Amphibia; Anura; Ranidae. Gene Ontology annotation, molecular function: RNA polymerase II cis-regulatory region sequence-specific DNA binding; DNA-binding transcription factor activity, RNA polymerase II-specific. The record is from RefSeq and is a predicted model, not a curated record. Gene Ontology annotation, biological process: regulation of transcription by RNA polymerase II.